AUGAGCUACACACUCUACGACGCCGCCAUCCUCCACACCAAGGAAGCCCUCAACUCCUUGUCCUCGAUCCUCAAAAAGGCCGAAACCCACGCCAACGCAUCCUCAUUCCCCACCGCCAAACUGGCCCCUGACAUGCUGGACCUCAGCUUCCAGGUCUUCUUCACCACCGACACAGCGCAGAAGAUUGUCGCGCGCACAACCGGCAGCGAGCCUCUUACUCUUUCUCGCGACGAGUGCACUACAUUUGAGCAGUUCCAAGCUCGUAUCGCGCAGGUUCUCGAGGUCGUUGAGAAGGCUGAUCGGGAGCUUGUUGAGAAGCGUGGUGCUGAGGUUGUGACUAUUGGGCUUGGACCCGGGAAGAGUGCGGAUAUGAAGGUUAGGGAUUAUGUGCAGGGAUAUGGAAUUCCUAAUGUCUUCUUCCAUUUGACGACUGCGUAUGCGAUUUUGAGAAAGGAGGGUGUUGAGUUGGGGAAGCAGGACUAUAUCGGUUCUUUCAUGAACCAGUACUUCUAA
Molecule: messenger RNA, 513 nt
Organism: Fusarium mangiferae
Lineage: Eukaryota; Fungi; Ascomycota; Sordariomycetes; Hypocreales; Nectriaceae
Exons: 1
Coding region: 1-513 (170 amino acids)
Source: RefSeq, a predicted model, not a curated record